UAUAGUUGUAUAAAAUGUACAUAUGUACACAAGCUUCAAUAUUUUAAUGAUAAAUAAUCUUUCAUAAACCUUAAAAAAUACAUUUCUUUAUAUUUAGAGCCCUAUUUUUAAAUAAAAUAAGACCAUGAAGCUAUUGCUCCCUCUGUUUAUGGUUGUGCAGAGUCUGGAAGUAACUGCAUCUGCCAGGAUACUUGCUCUGUGUACUGCAGCAUCCCACAGCCACUCUCUCUGGUGCUACCAAUACAUGGCAGCUUUGGCAGAGAGAGAGCAUCAGAUCACAGUUUUGGGAGUUGAUGAACCAAAAAUUCAAAUACCAAAUAUUACUACAUUCGUUGCAGGUGAAGUGUAUAAUAUCUUUAACAUCGAUUUCAGUGAUUACAAACCAGGCUGGUUAGAACAGCUCAACAUCGGAAGGAUAUAUCCUGGCUUCCAGUUCUGGGACGAAUCAGCAUCUAAAAGAAUAUUGCACUCAAGUGCACUACAGAAUGUUUUGAACCGCUACAAAAAUAUCAAGAAGCCUUUUGAUUUGAUAAUCCAUGACAAUGUGAAUGCUCAAGCACUUCUUGGAUUGGUACAUCUAUUUGGAAAUCCUCCUUUGAUUUUGGCAACAACUUUUAGUUCACCUCAGUGGAUGACGUUUCGGGCAGGAAAUAUCUUCAACCCUGCCUAUAUCCCCAGUAUGAUAACAUGCUCUGGACAAUACAUGACUUUUUAUGAGAGAUUUUUCAACACCUUUAACUACGUUUUCCUGGAGUGGUACCAAAGAUUCGUCUCAGAGCCUUUCCAAGACAGGUUGAUGAAAGAAGUGCUUGGGCCUGAUUUACCUCAUGUGAGAGACAUCGCCAAGCAAGCAAAUAUCAUCAUUGUCAACCACCACUUUGCUCUGAAUGGCCCAAGGCCUAUGUUACCUGGUGUCAUUGAACUCGCAGGUCUUCACAUCACCGAACCCAAGCCAUUACCAAAAGACAUCAAAGACUUCAUGGAUGGAGCAGAACAUGGAGUUAUCAUGCUCAGUUUUGGUUCCAACGUUGACUCAACAUGGUUGCCAAGAGGUUUUGAGAAUGUUGUAUUGGCAGCACUGAGGCAACUGCGACAGCGAGUGUUAUGGAAAUGGGACAAAGACUUGCCUGACAUCCCACCUAACGUGAAACUGAGCAAGUGGCUCCCUCAAGGAGAUAUUUUUGUACAUCCCAAACUGCGCCUGUUUGUCACCCACUGUGGUUUGCUCAGCGUGCAAGAGGCUAUAUACCGCAAAGUACCGAUGUUAGCCCUACCGUUGUACAUAGAUCAGAUAGACAAUGCUGCUCUGUUGGUGAGACACAACCUCUCCAUCCAACUCAAUGUUUACAAUCUCAAUGCUGACCAACUGCGAGAUGGGAUUAUGGAGAUUCUGUCAAAUCCAGUGUACAAGAGAAACACGGAACGGAUGGGUAACCUGAUGACAGACAUGCCUCUGACCUCCAAACAGCAGGCAGUGUUCUGGAGUGAAUAUGCCAUCAGACACCAAGGAGCACCACAUCUACGCUCAGCUGCUGCAGACAUGUCCUGGAUUCAGCUGCUCAUGCUUGAUGUCAUAGGUACUGCCUUCUUGAUAUUGCUGAUUGUUUUGUGGGCAGUCAAGACGGUACUUCUAUUUUUCUUGAGGAGAUUUGUCUUCUCAACAUCAAAGAGUAAAGUAGAUUGAAUUAAUUUGUCAUAGUUCGUGUUUUUAUCUGAGUAGUAUUUAUUUAGUAAAAUCAAAAUUAAAACAAUAUAUUUUGAAUUAUUGUAAUGUUCAAUUUUUCUGGUAAUAGAACUCUUUCAGUAAGAGAAUAAACAGUGAUAAAGCUAUGAGCUGGAUGCACUGAAGAUUGCACAUUAUUCGAUGGAACAUCAUGAUCUAUGAUGAACUAAACUUAUUAUUUCUUCAACAUUGUAACUGGAAAAUUUUAAUUGCAUGUAUAGUUUGUAUAUUUUGAAUGUAUAAUGUAUGUUACAAGCCACCACAAUCAGAUCGAUUGUGAAAAACCAUCAGAUUUUAAUUCUAAAAACUACCCAUAGAAUACAAGAAAUAAAAAUGCAAUAGUCUUCCCUAAACAUAAUUUCAAGUAUUUAUUAACCAAAAUUCACUAUGCAAGAACCAGAUAUUUUUUAAGUAUUGUUUUUCAAAACAAAAAAUAUUUAACUGAAACUAAAAAUUUUAGAUAUUGGUUAAAAUAAUAUCUAAUAAAUCGAGCAUUUAAUUUACUAAAUGUGAUUUAUUUAUUUAUUAUAUAAUAAUUAUGUAUUUUAGAUGUGAAGUUAGUAUCAUAAUUUAUAACUAAACUAACACUAUUUAAUGUACAGAAAAUUUAAUUAGUAACAAAACAGCUAACUGACUUCGGUCUCUAAUGAAGUGUCUCCUAAGAAAAUAGUUUUUAAGUGGUAAUACUCUGACAUAUUAUUAUUGCUCUGCACAUAAAUCUUACCAUGGAACAAUUGUAAGUAAUUAACGUAAUAUUUUUACAAAGAAAUUAGAACUUUACAAAGAAUCAUACAUAGCUGUUGUGACUUAGUAAAUGAAUACUGGACUUAUGAAAUAAGAUUUUUAAGGUAGUGACUCUUCACAUCGAAUGGAGAAUGGUCUACAAUGAGUUUUUACUGUAAACUUAGCUAAAGAUGUACAUCAUUAUGAAGGGGUUUUUAGCAGAGAUGAAUGCUAAAGGGAAAAACCUGGUAUCUGUUAUUAUAAUAGAAAAUUGUCGUUUUUAGGUUGGGCUUUGGACUUAAUUUGAUGUACGUUUUAUAUUACACUUUAAAACAAUGUACAUCUUGAGCUAUGCUUACAUUGCAUUUUUUUGCCGAACUCCUUGUAGACCAUCCUUUAUUGGAUGUGAAGAGUCACUAACUACCUUAAAAACUAUUUCAUAAGUCCAGUAUUCAUUACUAAGUUUAACUUUCACAACUAGAACUAAGACAAGAAUAUUAAACCAUCUAGAACAGGACCUAAAUCGUAAAUGUUUUAAACUUUAAGUCACCAUAAUUUUUUAGAGAGUGAACCCUUUGAUGUCAGAUUUGCAGAAUUGUACUCUACUAAUAAAGACUUUUAAUUUGAUGUACUA
Homalodisca vitripennis (glassy-winged sharpshooter) is the source of this 3080-nucleotide messenger RNA. Its product is annotated as UDP-glucosyltransferase 2-like. The record is from RefSeq and is a predicted model, not a curated record. Gene Ontology annotation, molecular function: UDP-glycosyltransferase activity. Lineage: Eukaryota; Metazoa; Arthropoda; Insecta; Hemiptera; Cicadellidae. The transcript is spliced from 6 exons. The coding region runs from base 125 to 1684 and encodes 519 amino acids.